CUUGUGCGACUGAUUAUUGUGUCGCGAUGUGGUCCAAAAUAGUGCUUUGUAUUUUUGUGGGGCUCGCUUGCGCCAGUCACAACCCAGGCUGGCAACACAACCAUGAAUACGUCUAUCAAAUCCGCGGCCGAUCUCUCACCGGUUUGGACCAAAUCAGCAGCAAUUAUGCCGGUAUGCUCUUCAAAGCCAAACUUUGGGUAAGACCACGAUCUGACGGACAUCUUGGAGCUCGAAUCACCGAACCCCAAUAUGCUGAAAUUCACUCGGAGCUAUACCGAAGUUGGGAUCAAGAAAUCCCGGAUUCGGAACUUAGCUACAAGCCGAUUUCUCUCUCAUCGAAACCGUUUUUGGUCAAAAUGAACAACAACGCAGUCAGUGACCUUGUUGUUGACAAGUCGAUCACAAAUUGGGAAGCUAACAUGAUCAAAGCUAUUGUGAGUCAACUCCAAUUGGACACAAAUGCCGAAAAUCUUAUUCCUAGCUCGAUCAAUAUUUUGACUCAAGAGGGAUCAAAUACGGCUGUUUUCAAAACAAUGGAAUCCACUGUAACUGGAGAGUCGGAAACUUUGUACGAAAUCCACCCCUUGCCCGAAUAUAUUCUCCAAACAACUCCAUGGUUGGUUCCUUUGAAACAUUUGAAAGGAAGAGGAGAAGUUAUCGAAAUUGUCAAAAACAAAAACUUUACACACAGCAAGGAAACCCCAUCUUACCACUUUGGUUUUCAUGGAGUCGAUCGUUUUGACGUUGAUAAUCAAAUUGGGGAAUUUUUCUCUCGCACUUCAGUCUCUAGUGCUGUAAUCACCGGAAAUUUAGAAAGUUUCACUCUACAAAGCUCAGUGACCUUCGAUGAAGUCACAGUUAACCCAUCUUUGCAAGACAAACAAAGGAGUUCGGCAAGAAGCAUUGUCAACAUCACCUUAGUUUCAAUGGAUGAGCAAAACCAAGAAUUUGAACAAGUGUCAAACCCUGUCAAUGUUGGUCUUGUCUAUCAUUAUGACAACCCUUUCUAUGAAACCAAUGAACCUCAUCUCAGAUCUCAAAGUCGUUCCAGUGAAAGAAGAAACAGCGAUGAAUCUUCUUCUUCUCACAGCCAGGAAACCUCCAAUCAAAUUCGAAGACACAAACGCAGCAUGUCCCAACCUGCCUCAUCCGAAUCCGAUGAAUCAAGAUACGCUGAACUCUACUCUUCAGUCCAGGAAAAACCCCACAUCAAUGAAGCACCUGCCUCACCUCUGCUUCCCUUCACUGUCGGCUAUGAUGGCCAAGCUAUCACCAAAAAGCAAAACAUCAAAGAAAGUGCUCGCAACUUGGCCAAAAAAAUUGGACAAGAGUUCCAACAGUCGCAAAACAUCCCUGAACAAAACACUGUCGGUAAAUUCUUGAUUUUGAGCAGCCUUUUGAGGGUUAUGGACAAGAGUGAAAUGAAACAAGUCGCUGACCAAUUGUACACACAAGAACCACAUGGAGCUGCCGCAGCUGCCUGGGUUGCAUACCGAGAUGCUGUUGCACAAGCCGGAACAGGACCUGCCCUCCUCAACAUUCAGGAAUGGAUCCGUGAAGGGAAAAUCUCAAGGGAAGAAGCAGCGGAAGUUGUGUCAACUGCUGCCGUUUCCGCCAGACAACCAACAGAGAAAUACAUGAAAGUUUAUUUCGAAAUGAUCCAAAAUGACCAAAUCAUGGCUCAACCCUACUUGAACGAAUCUCUGCUCUUGGCUUACACCACUUUGAUUCAUCAAGUUUACGUCAACGAGGAGUAUUCGCACAGUAAAUACCCUGUUCAUAGUUUUGGUUCGUUUAACACAGCUGAAGGGUGGUUCUACGUCAAAAAAGAAGUCAUCCCCUACUUGUCACAAAAAUUGGAUGAAGCUAUCACUAACGCUGACACCAAACAAAUUCAUUUGUACAUCCGGGCUCUUGGAAACAUCGGACACCAGCAAAUUUUGCAAUGCUUUAAACCCUAUUUGGAAGGAACUAAGAAAGCUUCUCAUUUCCAAAGAAUUCUGAUGGUUGUUGCUAUAGAUAAACUGACCAAAAGUAACCCCAAAGUUGCCCGCUCUGUUUUGUACAAAAUCUACCAAAACCCACACGAUUUCGACCAAGUACGUGUUGCUGCUGUGUAUCAAUUGAUGAAAUCUGAGCCGUCAGCUGCCAUGCUUCAACGAAUGGCCUAUUAUACCAAUGUUGAUACAAGCAAGCAAGUAAAUUCUGCCGUAAAAUCUAUCAUCGAAUCAGCUUGUGAACUUCAAGGAUCUCGUUAUCAAAAAAUACGUUCGGCUGCUCACUCUGCUAGGCCCCUAUUAACUUCGCAAGACUUCGGCGCCCAAUACCCCCACGGUAAUUUACGCAGCUUUGUUGAAUACGAAAUGCAAUCAGAAUAUUUGCAAAAAUUCAACUACCUGGUCAGUGAAGACAGCGUUUUGCCUAAAGGAAUCAAUUACUACCUUCAAGGACGUUUCGGUGGAGUCAGACGUUUUGUUGUUGAUAUGCAAUCGAUGGUGUCUAGUGUUGAAGACUUGAUCAACGUUUUUGAACAACAAACGAAAGAAUAUCGUCGUUUGUUGAAGGAAAAACAAGCUGCUCAAAGUGCCAACACUAAAUGGUCAAGUGAACAUACCGCCAACCUUUUCAAUAUGCAAAAUGAACAAAGGGAACAACUUGAGGGAAAUAUUUAUUUCCAUAUUGAUGCUUUGCAGAAAAUGUGGUCGUUUGACAACCGAACUAUCGAGAACUUAAUGCAAAUUGUCAGGGAAUGUGAGCAAGACUUGAAAAACGGAAAACAUAUCGAUUACAACAAAAUGACCGUAAAUUACGAAACCGCGUUGUCUUUCCCUACUGCUUGGGGUUUGCCUUUCAUCUACACUUUCGACGUCCCCACCCUUGUUCAUAUCGAAUCAGAUAUCCGAGCUUCAGCAAAUCCUUCAGUCUGUUCAGAGCAAGGACUCCAACAACCUGAAACUGUUGAUCUAGAAUACAAAAUCAACGCUUUUGUCUCGGGACGUGUUCAAUGUCAGCUCGGAUUCUUUGUUCCUUUCAACCACAAACGCUACAGUUCUGGUUACGACAAGAACUUCCAAGUCGUGGUGCCCCAAAUUUCGGGCAAGGUUCACUUAGAUGUCGAAAACAAACAAGCCACUUUGGAAGCUGAAAACACCGAUUCACAAAAAAAUACAAACUUGAUUCAUUACAGCUCCUGGCCUUAUACUUCCGCCUAUGAAAUUUUCGAAGUCCAGCCUAAAAAUAAAAUUAUUGAAAAGGAAAAUCCUCAUAGAGUUAACACUCUUGUUGGGGACAAAUCCACAGGAAUUGCGUUGAAUUUCAAGAUGAUCAGUAGCCGCCCUAUUGAUUGUGGAUUUUUGUAUGAUAGGCUCCGCAAACAAGAUAUUGUUUCGGCUCUUUUGGGAUCAUGGGUUGAUGAUAAUAUGCAACACAUCCAAAUUGAUUUAAGAAUCGACUCUGAUAAGUCAACAACUAACAAGGUUGUUGUUCAUUUAGGCCACCAACAUACUUACAAUUCGGGUUUGAACCGCAAACCAGCCCCGGAAAUGUCAUCCCGAUACCAAUCCGCUCAAGAAUCUUGGGAAAGACAAAAGGAAUUUUUGAAAAACUGCAGCAAAGACAUUCGUAACGUCUAUGCUCAUGUUGUUGAUGCAAUUGUGCUGUUCCAAGGCCAAAGAAUAGUUAAAUACACUUCAACCCUUGCCGGUGCUAGGAGUGACAUUGACCCCAAAGGUCGCGUUUUGAUGCAAUUGGAAAAAGACAAUCAACACGACAAACCAAUGAGAGUCUACUUUGCCGCUAAUACGAAAAUACCAAACACUAACAGCCUUAACUUGAAAUAUGCCCUAGAAUUUGACCCAACUAGCACCAUCCAAAUCCAAGGUGUCAUAGAAAAGAAUAGCGGCAAUGAUGCUCAAAUUAGUGCCAAAUUGACUUUGUCCAAGAGCGAGGAACGUAAACAAUAUUUGAAAGAGUUACCACAGUAUGAGAAAUGUCAAAAAGAAAUGCAGGAAGGUAACUACCAAUUGCCAUCAUGCGCUAUGUUGACAGCCCAAGCUAACCUUUUGGAUCAAUUUUCGUUUGAUUUGGAUUACCAUAACAUUGACAAGGCUGUGAUUAACAAUACUUACAAGUUGUACAGCGUUUUACGCCACUACAUGUACCCAAGGGUUUCUGAAAACAUUUUGAUGGAAAAUGAACAAGUUCAAAAAGACCAUCUUCAAGUUAGGGGCCAAUUUAGCCCUUGUUUGUCUAGAGUCAAUGCUUCUGUUGUUACCGAGUACGGAAAAGUUGAACUUAAUAAUGUAAAAGUGAACGAUUGGGCUAAAGCUCUUUUGGUGCCGCAUCCUGUACAUCACGUAAAAUCACGUUUGGAAGGAUAUGCCUUUAAUUAUGACACUUACAAAGCAAACUGUAUGAUUGAUAGUAGUGCUGUUAACACUUUGGACAACAGAACAUUCCCCAUUAAUUUGUCCAAAGACUGGGUCGUUCUCCUUCAUUAUGUUCCUCGCAGACCUUCACCAAUCAAAAACCAACCUUACUUGACUGUUCUCGAACAAUUAAACCAACAAAUCGAAAGUUACAUUGUUUAUGGUCGUGCCUACGGUGACGCCAAGAAAGAAAUCAAAAUGGUUAUCCAAUCACCACACACUUUGUCAAACGUGAUUGACAUUACGCUCAAACCCAGUGAAUCGUCAGGUUACCCAAGACUCUUCGUCCAGGGUCAAGAAAUCAAAUAUGAUGACCAAGGCUCUCACAUGUAUGAUGGUUACAUGCAAGUGUACAAACUUCCAAACCAGGAAACCAAAGUGCAAGUCUACAACGCCUUUAGAGUUGUCUACGACGGUGUUCGCGCCAAACUCGAAAUCACUGAUGACAAAUUCCGCGAUGCAUCCCGUGGCAUUUGCGGCACCUUUACCAACGAGCAAGAAACCGACUUUACCCACCCUGGCAACUGCAUCAUCCACAACCCUGAAGUCUUUGUCGCCACUAACACCAUCCCUGAAAAACAACGCACAAAGAGGAUGAACGAAAUGAUGAUGAUUCAAGCCGAGGAGAAAAAAUGCUACCGCAAAUCCGUGCAAUAUGCUAAAAUUGUUUCAGCACAAGACUCUGGAAUUAUGGGUGGUGAGAUGUCCGCCCGGAGUGGAGUCAUGUAUAGGACGCAGUAUGCGCUAUCAGGGGGUCAAACCUGCUUCAGCAUUUUACCACUUCCGGUUUGUAAAGAGGGAUACAAGCAAGUCGAGAGUCUCAACAGACCUGUUCCGGCACACUGUGUGGAAUCAUCGCAACUUGCGAGGUCGCUGAGAAGCCAGAUCGAUCAGGGUGCUAAUCCUAGUUUUAAAUCGAAGCCGCAACAUAGGGAAGUUAUGAUGCAGAUGGCGAAAAGAUGCGAAGCUUAGAUGGGAGAGGCUGGAAAAAUUGUAGAUAGAUAUUUAUAUGAGCAUUCCUAAAAUGUAAAAAAAAAAUAAUAAAAAAAUUUUGGACCAUUUA
Messenger RNA from Tribolium madens (black flour beetle), 5490 nucleotides. Its product is annotated as vitellogenin-like. The record is from RefSeq and is a predicted model, not a curated record. Lineage: Eukaryota; Metazoa; Arthropoda; Insecta; Coleoptera; Tenebrionidae. Gene Ontology annotation, biological process: lipid transport. The coding region runs from base 27 to 5399 and encodes 1790 amino acids. Gene Ontology annotation, molecular function: lipid carrier activity. The transcript has 5 exons.